CAUGAAGUAUCCCUCUCUUCCUUGUCAGUCAGUCUAAUUUUCUCGAUCCGACACAGACGUCACGGAAAGACAUGAAUCCAUUAAGUCUCCCGGUAGUCGUGGUACUACUUGCGGUGGGGUUCGCUCAGCUCAACGUUCUGCAGCCCGAGUGCGACUCACCCGAGGCCGAAGAGGCUGCGCUGGCGGCUCAAGACUAUCUCAACGCCCAGCAUUCUCACGGCUACAAAUAUGCACUGAACAGGAUUGAGGACAUCAAGAUUGUUACUAAGCCCGAUGGAGACAAGGCAUAUGUGGUGGAAGUGGACUUGCUGGAGACGGACUGUCACGUGUUGGACCCCACGCCGGUUGCUAACUGCACGGUCCGACCCAAAGUAUUGACGGCAGUGGAAGGAGACUGUGACGUGGUGCUGGAAAGAGUUGGAGGGAAGUUGACCGUCAAAGCCUUCAAGUGUAAGACAGAAGAGUCAACAGAAGACCUCUGUAUGGGCUGUCCCAGUCUACUUCCCCUGAACCACACAACAGCCCUGGACUUUGUCCGGGCCUCUCUGGCAACCUUCAACAACUUCACAGUUAACACGACAUAUGCUCUUCUUGAGGUCGGAAGGAUGUCGACACAGAUUGUUUCUGGAGGACCGCAGUAUUUUGCAGAGUACGUUGUCGCUGAGGCUAACUGCACCAACGAUGUAUGCGCACCCCUGACUGAUGGCAUCGUUACACGUGGCAUUUGCUCUGCCAAAGGCGUGAGUGCUACCCACACCGUUAACUGCAAGACGUUUCCCGUGAUGGUGGCUCCUCGGCAAGAUGCCAACAGCACUGCUGUGCCCAGUUGGUCCCCAGCUGUCCAUGCACACACACACGGUCUCUCCAGAAAGCAUGGUCUGAGACACCACAAACUGACUUCUCACCACGACCCCCACGUUACCGGACUUCUGUCGGUGUCAUCGGAGUCUGACGAAGUGGUGCCGGUGGUGGCGUUAAACGGCACAGCUGCACCAGUUGCCUCGACUCUAGCUGGUGACACUUCCUCGGCCAGCGUUGAAGUUCCAGUCGCCAUGGUUAAGAGAGAUUUAUCGGCUUCUGCAGAUACUACGGUUCCCAACGUCGUGGCAACAGAGCCCGUUCUUCUCAUGCCCCGGUGCCCAGGAAGGGUCCGAUUCUUUUGAGUGUCCCUACGCGUCACAGACUGUUUUCAUAAAACCUGGGUUCAUUCUGAAACACUGUCCUAAUAGUUCAUUUAUUUGGAAAUGUGUAGAUUAAGCCCUCAUAAUAAAUAAAAUGAAACUUUAAAAAAAAAAAAA
Messenger RNA from Nerophis lumbriciformis (worm pipefish), 1298 nucleotides. It is a transcript of the gene ahsga, whose product is annotated as alpha-2-HS-glycoprotein 2. Gene Ontology annotation, cellular component: blood microparticle; extracellular region; extracellular matrix. The record is from RefSeq and is a predicted model, not a curated record. Gene Ontology annotation, biological process: negative regulation of endopeptidase activity. Gene Ontology annotation, molecular function: cysteine-type endopeptidase inhibitor activity. NCBI's taxonomy places the organism in Eukaryota, Metazoa, Chordata, Actinopteri, Syngnathiformes, Syngnathidae.